Messenger RNA from Prunus armeniaca (apricot), 525 nucleotides. NCBI's taxonomy places the organism in Eukaryota, Viridiplantae, Streptophyta, Magnoliopsida, Rosales, Rosaceae. The record is from the annotation of a GenBank genome assembly.
AUGGACAACCAUAGAAGCGGGGAAAACCUUAGCAGUGAGAUUAUGCAAGCACAAAUGUGGUUUGGUGCUACUGGGCAAGGCAAAAAAAGUUUCAACCAUACCCUAUGUUGGGAGGUGGUGAAGAAUUGUAAGAUAUUCCGAAUUAUGCCAACGGGUCCAGAGGUAGUGUUGAACGAGACGCCACUCCAUGAGACACCGGCAUCGGAUUCACCUAUGGAUUCCCCGAUGAGUCAAGACUCACCCAUCAAAAAUGAGCCAAGGCCUAUUGGAAGGAAGGCGGCGAAGGCGAAGAGAGGGAGUAAUUCUACCAAGAAUGCAUCUAAAUUUUUGGAGGAAAUUUCAAAGCACCAAGCCAUGAGAAUUGAAAUGGACAUGACACAACAAGAGCAUGAUAGGGCAAUUCAACUAGAAUAUGCAAAAGAAAGGGAGUAUGUAGCCAACAAAACAUUGAAAAAAAAGAUCGGAAAACCAUGGCCAUGGAUACAAGCCAUGUGUCCCCUGAAACAAAACAAUUUUGGAAGCUAG